Molecule: messenger RNA, 3464 nt
Organism: Struthio camelus australis
Lineage: Eukaryota; Metazoa; Chordata; Aves; Struthioniformes; Struthionidae
Source: RefSeq, a predicted model, not a curated record
AUGAAUGUCAAGCGCACGCACUUAACUGGAGAGCUUCCACACGUGCUGCCAGAGAUGCCGGCUCACAUUAAAUUUCCUAUUGACUAUCCCUAUUCACCACCUACCUUCAGAUUCCUGACCAAAAUGUGGCAUCCCAACAUUUAUGAGAACGGAGAUGUAUGUAUUUCAAUUCUUCACCCACCUGUAGAUGACCCACAAAGUGGAGAGCUGCCAUCUGAGAGGUGGAACCCUACCCAAAAUGUCAGGACUAUCUUACUGAGUGUAAUCUCUUUGCUUAAUGAGCCCAACACGUUCUCUCCUGCCAAUGUGGAUGCAUCAGUCAUGUUCAGGAAAUGGAGGGACAGUAAAGGAAAAGACAAGGAGUAUGCUGAAAUCAUUAGGAAACAGGUUUUGGCUACUAAAGCCGAGGCAGAGAAGGAUGGCGUGAAGGUCCCCACUACGCUGGCAGAGUACUGCAUCAAAACUAAAGUGCCUUCCAAUGACAACAGUUCAGAUUUGCUUUACGACGACUUGUAUGAUGACGACAUUGACGACGAAGAUGAGGAGGAGGAAGAUGCCGACUGUUACGAUGAUGAUGAUUCUGGCAAUGAGGAGUCGUGACCUGCUCCCUCUAUGCCCCUGUACUGCCCUGCCGACUCAGGCCAGAAGGGAGCAGCGGUAACCUAGCAGCAGUCCAGCAAAAAAGUGUGGGGGGGGGAUCAACAAACUUUUGUCUCCUGCUGUCUCCUGUUGUAUGGAUCUGUUUGCUCCUUUUUUAUGGACCUCUUAGAGACCCUCCACAGAAUGUCUGAAUUCUUGCAUUCUUAACCCUUUCAUCACUGUAUUAUGAUUUCUUUUUAAAAAAGAAACUCCCCUUUUCACUUCUCUACGAAACGCUCACAGCGAAACAGGUUUGCUCGCGUUUAGAUUUUUGAAUUAAAUACAGUCUUGCAUUGAGAUGUUUAAUGUAUUUAAAGCUGGAACAAACCCAUUGGAAGCUGGGUUUUUGGGAGCUCAAGCGCUGCAUUUACUGGGAAGAAAAAAAUCCACACAAAGCAAAUUGCCAAGGUUUAGCUGCUCCAUUUACAAUAAUAGCGUGUGUACAUUCGUUUAGCCUUGUGGUGGUGGCUUUUCCUUUUUAAGGUGUGGGGCGGAGAGUGUAAAGCUACUGUGUGUUGAGCUUGAUGGGAUGUUACUGAAAGGUACAGUAUUCCUUUUCAGCCUGCUCAAGUUAGGAAAUAGCUGGCCCCUGGAGCCUCAGAGGGCACAAUCAGCUUUGUCUCUGGAAAAGGCUUGUGAUAUGAACCCUAAAAUAAACACUUAACACUUCACAUCUGUACAACUGAGCCCUGGGUUGCUAUUUAUUUGAUCUUAUUUUUUUCAGACUAGGUUGGGGUUGGAUAAAGUACUGUUCAGUUUUGCAGUGCUGCUGAGAUGUGCUGCCAGCUGCCCCUCUGGAGGGAGGAGACAGACGUGCUUCCUGGCUGCCAAGAGGGCCUCCCCAGAGGUGACAGCAGGCUGUUUUGGCCAGCGUUCAUCCUGACCUUGUCUUUGGAAUUGGGAGAGACGGAUAGAUGCUCUAGUCUCCUGCUCCAAUGCUUGCUAGCAGGCCUUGCUUCCUGCAGCUCAACUCCAGUGCCCACCUGAGCCUUUUCUGCUGUGCACGUAGGUCGUGAGGUGGCAAACAGCCUUGCUCUAGCUGCGCUGCCUGUGGGCUCUGGGAGGAAGGCAGGAGUCAAAGCUGCCUGUGACAGGUGCCUACCCCAGAGCUGGGGACACCAGGCUGCUCUCCCUGCUGCAGGCGCUGUGGUCAGUCUGUGGCAUGGGGCAGAGGUGUGUGCUGCGCUCUCCUGCUGCGCACUGGCUGGGUGCUGGGCAAGGAGGUCCCGCAACCCUACAGGUAAAAGGGAUGUGAAAAUCUAAGGCUGGAGGAGGCCAGGGGUAGGGUUUGACAGGGUAUUUAGCAGUGCGCUUCAGCCAGCGCAUGGAGCUUGGCCUCCUGCAUGUUCCUGGGAGCUCCUAGCAAAUCUUUCUUACAGUCCCCCUUCCCCCUUGAGGAAGGGGGUUCCUGCAUGCUCUUUUCUGCAGAACCUGAUUACUCAGUCCCUCAGCACCCUAAACCCUUUGCAAUGUGCUCAUUUGGCUGUGGUGCAGUGGCCUGAAUUCACCUUUAGGAUGAUACCUUGAUCAGCAGCCAGUCUUGCCUUAGCGUGCCGAGCCCUGGCACUUCUAGGAUCUCUUAGUUAGAGGAAUGAGUCGGAUCCUAGGUGCUUGUCCCUGCCUGGGUGAGCCCCUCCACUCCCAGAGGUACAGAAGAAGUUACCCUGGUAAGAGCUACUGGCUCAAGCGUUUGGCUCUGCCUCCCUUCUUAUCUCAGGGUUUUCAAUGGUACGUCACCAGCUGUGGUCUCCAAAGCAGUGCUUUGGUGGGAGCGAACUUUGUGUGAUGGGGGGGUCUCCUGGCCACUCUCAGUGCAGCGGUUCUGCCUGUUGGCCCACAAAACAGGCAGAAGUGUCUGUGGGGCCAUGAGUUGGCUGUGAGUAUGCAAGCUCUUGGCUCUGCUCCCUGCCUUGAGGGAGAGGAGGGGACAGCAGACCCUUGGCUGGGGGGAGGGGAGGGGUUGGCAGUGCUUUUUGUAGUGUUUAGAGCCAUUUGCUGAAGUGAGCAAGGCAGAUGUGCUAGCAGUGUUACUGGGGCUGGGGCUUGCUGUAUUGGCAACAGGUGCCAGGUGAAAGGUUCGGGCUGCCUCCCAGGUGGGCCCUGCUCCUUCUCGCCCCAGGGCGUUCCUGUAAAAUAUGUCCUGCUGUACCAUGUGGAAUAAAAGCAGCCGAAGUGCUGGUGUCUUGUCCCUUAGCGCUCCCUGAGAUGGUCUGCCCUCCUGCUUGCAUGUUACCUUUGGAGGUAGCGGGACCUCUCCUGAACUGGCUGGCAUGGGUGGCUUUCACAAGGCCCAUGUGGCUUUGCUUGCCCUCCUCAUCCUUCCAGGAGGGAGUGACUUGGUCUCUAAAGCACCUUUUUUGGUGCCAGCAGCUGGGGCUCAAGUGUAGCUAGUUACCUGUGUGGGGACAGUGUGAGCCCUGCCAGGCUAGCUGCUCCAAUCCAGCCCCGCACGGGGAGUGCCAGCUUCAGCAAGCAGGACUGUGUGGGACAUGAUCAGACAGCAAGACCUAGGCCUAGCCCUGGGACUCCUUGCUGCAGGACUGGUCUUAAGAUAGUAAUGCCUGCCUCCUCUUGGGCAGCUUGCGUCUUGCAGGGAACCCAACCUACAUUUUUUUUUUUUGUGGGGGGGGGGGAAGCGAAUAAGCAGAGUAUUGCAACACUGACUGUGCUGUUGACUUGGCUUGAAACGAGGAUACUGCAUCUUUCAGGAUUUCCCUUGUACUUUUGACCGUCUUCACUGUAUACUCUCCAGUGACUUGUAUUUUCAAGCUUGGUGUUGUAAGAUGCAUUAUCAUGACUCUUCUGUCCCCCCCCCCUUUUUUAAG